This is a messenger RNA of Caenorhabditis elegans, 1015 nucleotides long. RefSeq names its product Serpentine Receptor, class Z (gene srz-14). Lineage: Eukaryota; Metazoa; Nematoda; Chromadorea; Rhabditida; Rhabditidae. The transcript has 3 exons. Bases 1 to 966 code for a protein of 321 amino acids. The record is from RefSeq and is marked reviewed.
AUGGAGAAAAACUUGUCGCUACUUUUCUCCGAAUCGGAGAAUGCUACAGUAUUCACAGAAGUGGUGCCCAACGGAAAAAUUGCUGUUCUCGUGGGUACAUGCUCAAUUGUUUUUUGUUUUAUCUUCCCUUUUUAUAUCGUCGUCUUUCGCUCUAAUAGACAAAGGGAUAGGUCUACGCCCAUAUUUCCAAUUAUUAAACACUUUUAUUCAACUGUUGUGAGAACUUAUAUUCUACAUUUUGGAUUUUAUGUGAUUGUAAUAAUAUGUUUCGCUUUGAACUCUAGUACGCUUUUCAUCCUGGUUUUUUUAUUCCUUAUAUUAUGGGCAGCACACUUAACUAUGAGUAACAAAGUGAAUCAACUAUUGAUGGGAAUUCUUGCUAUUCAAAGAUUUUGCAUAUGUUUCCACCCAAGAUCUGAAAACUAUUUGAAAAUUACACACGGAACUUUGAAUUGGAUUGUAUUUAUAGGAUACGCAUAUUUUUUGCUCGAGAAAGUCAUUUUUUUUUUGAUGUGUUUGCGCGAUUUUGAAGCUGCGAAAGUUUUUUAUAUGUUUUCCUACAUUUCAAUGCAUUUGUUUUUGUUGAUUUCUGCACUAACAUACAUUCUUUUAAUAUUGAAUAUUUGGAAAAAAUCAAAGCAUUUAACAUCCGCUAAACUGAACAAACCCCAAAACUAUAUAAUGUGCCAGUUUCUGUUGAUAAUUGCUUCAAAGUUCAUAAAUAUUCCAAUUUUCUUUUUUAAUCGAGAUUGGUUUGCUUUCAACGAAGGGCUGGACGGUUACAUUUCUAUUUUUCUGAUUCAAGUUUCAUAUUUGGUUUGCAACCACAGAAAUUUGCAAUUGUUUUUAGACUCGUUAAAAUCCCGAAAUGUGUUCAAACUUUUUUGUUGUCCAUUUUCCAAAAGCUCCCAAGUUGGUGUUGUUGCACAGCCGGUUAUGCGAAUUUAUUCAACAAAUGUUCAGUGAACCUAUUUCUAAGAAAUUUAUAAACUUCAAUAAUAAUUGCUGACGCUUU